GCUUGACGGCGCUGAAGAGAAACAGCUGGUCUGCUGCGGCUGGAGCGUCUCAACAUGUCGCACACCGUCAUCACGACCACGACGGCCGGCAGCAGGUCCUGCGGGGACGGAGUCCUGAACCUGGGCUACACCCGGACCAUCCCGGGGGUUCUGAAGAUGGGACAGCUGGUUGCCCUGCUCAUCUCCUUCCUGUGUGUGUACUGCACCCAUGGCUGGCCCAGCUGGGCGUCCUUCCAGUUCUUCGAGGUGGUGGCGCUGUGGUUCUUCGUGGCUCUCCUCAUCUUUCUCCUCAUGCACCUGUUCAGGCUGCAGGGGAGGAUGCCCUGCAUCAACUGGCCGCUGACGGAGUUCUUUCAUUACUCGGUGGGGGCCGUCCUCAUCUUCAUCGCCUCCAUCGUCGCUGCUGUCAAAUGUGGAGGAGUCUCUGCUCUGGUGGUCGCCUCGGUGUUUGGCUUCAUAGCUACGUUCCUGAUGGUCGUUAAUCUGUGGACGUCCUACAGCGUCGCCUGCGGCCCCCAGGCAGGUGCUUCCGUGUAACAAACGACCUGAGCAGGCAGCUCUCUGCGUGUCUGCCCGGCGACCGUCUGAAGGAGCAUCCUGAUUGGACGAGGAGCGGAGCUGCAGCGGGACCAGAGGAGCUGAUCCAGGAUCAGACGGACUGUAAAUACCAGAACACGCUGACUGGUUCUGACCGGACCAGAUGGACGUCUAUUAUCUCAGCCCAGAAACACGUUAAAGGUGCUCUGUUUUUCUGACCAAUCACACGUCACAUGGUGAUGACAUCAUCACAGCUGUGUUCUUAGCUUAACGUGUUUUUUAUAUUUUUAACUGUUUUUCGUCUCGUUUUGUGCCAUAAAUCCAAAGAGUCUGAUUCAAAUCCUGCAGCUCUGAAUGAAGCCUCACAUUUU
Molecule: messenger RNA, 908 nt
Organism: Nematolebias whitei (Rio pearlfish)
Lineage: Eukaryota; Metazoa; Chordata; Actinopteri; Cyprinodontiformes; Rivulidae
Gene: cmtm7
Product: CKLF-like MARVEL transmembrane domain containing 7
Exons: 5
Coding region: 55-537 (160 amino acids)
Cellular component (GO): membrane
Source: RefSeq, a predicted model, not a curated record